Messenger RNA from Drosophila busckii, 12118 nucleotides. RefSeq names its product dynein heavy chain 12, axonemal (gene Dhc62B). NCBI's taxonomy places the organism in Eukaryota, Metazoa, Arthropoda, Insecta, Diptera, Drosophilidae. The record is from RefSeq and is a predicted model, not a curated record. Gene Ontology annotation, biological process: microtubule-based movement. Gene Ontology annotation, molecular function: minus-end-directed microtubule motor activity; dynein light intermediate chain binding; ATP binding. Gene Ontology annotation, cellular component: dynein complex. The transcript has 9 exons.
ACAUUAUAUUUCACAGCAGCAGUAGCGAGGCAACAUGUAUAGCCGUAAGCUGGAGCGGAUGCAUCGUCCACCCUCGGACAUCACUAAAUACGACAAUGAGCCCUACAUGAAGAAUCCACUGCUCACCUUUCGAAUCUCCGAGGUGCAUGAGCGACGCCACUACACGUUCCUCAAGCAGCGUGCGGCCGACAUUAAGGUUAAGAUAGCCAAGAAGCCUUGGCCACCGGAGCCGGAGAUGCGACUGCUGCCACAGGCGCACUAUGUAGACAACUUGCGACGUGAGGUGCGCAAAAUUGUGGUGCCGGCCAUGCUGCGCAAGACAGAAGCCAAGAUACUCAGCUUUGCCUCGGAGCGGCUCAAAAACAAAUAUCCCGAGUUGGUCAAGGAGUAUAUGGCGGAUGUGCAUGAGGAGUAUGAUCGCCUGAUGAAAAUCUAUAGCAUGAAGAACAUACUCAAGCAUCCCGAGUUCAGUGACGAGGAUCCCGCCAAGUUUGACUUGCCACACGCGGAUUUUCUUUUCCGCCUGCCUGGACACACAGCCAACUACAAGGUGUAUCUUGAUAAUCGCCGCAAGAUAGCGCAGAAGCUGCUUAUAUUGCAACUGCCCAUGCGUGCAGUGCUCAACAUCUCAGUGCUGGAGCUGCCGGAGCUGGCAUGCAAUUUUCACUACGUCAGCAGCAUGGGCACACAGCAGCAGCAGCUGGGACUUUGCGGACGCGAAGCGCUCUCACACAAGUUCUAUCGCAAGUACAUACAGAACCAGCUGGACAAGGUGAACACGUUUCUGCGCUGGACCUGGUAUACGCGACUGGUGGCCGUGCUGCGCAAGAUGCUGCGCAAGCGUGUGAUGCCGGCGCAGCUGUGGAAACGCGCGUGGAGCGGCCUGGAGGGUCUUAUGAACCGCGAGGUAAACAACAUGAAGGUGCGCACGUUCGAGGAAAUGUUCAAGGUAUGCGGGAGUACACGCACCAUGCCCGUGUUCAAGAUGACACUGGAGUGGUCGGACGUAGAUGAUGGCUUGGAUCUGAAACCCAAUACCUACAGCAUACAGCGGAUCUUUGCGGAGAUAGUCACAGAAAUAUCCAUGGUGGGCUAUCGCAUGGAGUCACUGCAACCGCAGGUGGACACACAGACCGCUUUUACCCAGGUCAAUGACUAUCUGAAGAUUGAGAUGAACGAGAAUUCGGUGGCGGAUGUCAUCAGCAAGGUGGAGGAGAUUAUAGUACGCACAUACACGCAGUUGACGGACUAUGUGGCUGAUUAUCGCAAGAAGUACUUUGGCCUCUACUCACUGGAGGAACGCGAGGCGCUUGCCGAUUUUCUGGACGUGCCGCAUGAGUUUGAGGAAUACUUUGAACGCAUUGACAAAUACUAUGAAUAUAUAAAUAUGCUGCGCAGCGAGCCAGAGAAUGAUUACUUUGAGAUGGCCGUCAUAGACAAUACGCCGGCUUUGCAGAAUCUACGUAAUUUGGCCUCCAGCCUCAUCUCGGACAUUACACACAUCAUUAUUGCGGAGCACAUCAAGGCAGAGGAGGAAAUUUGCGAAGAGUUUGAGAAUAUUAAAUUUCGUGCCCUCAUUAUACCCAAGUCCACGGAGGAGCUUAUUGCCGCGGCCGAGUAUAUGAUAUAUGUGAAAAAGGAGAAGCUGGCGGAACUUACGGAUCGCAUACAGUAUUGCCUGCAUGUGGGCACCAACAUAGUGGAGCUCACACAAAUGUCCAAGUAUCACUUUGAUCUAACCAUUAAGACCAUAAAUUGGAUCAAGGAUAUCAACGAGAUCUGCGAUUAUAAUGCCUCACAGCAGGAGCAGUAUAAGUUUAUCUUUGAGGAGCAUUUACAGGAUGUGAUCAAAAAGCUUAAGUCCGAUAUUGAUGAAAUGCUGCCUAAACUUGCGGUUAUUGAUGACAUGAGUCGCCCGGAAAAGUUUCGGGAGAGCUAUAUAAUUUUACAGAAUUUUAUGGAUCAGCUUAAGAUCUUUGAUGACUAUGUUACCUGGAUCAACAAGGAAGAGCGGCUGUUUAAGAUUGCUGUCACCGAGUACCCCACGCUGGAGCUAAUCAAGGGCUUUGUCUAUCCCUUUGCGGAGCUAAUGAAGCUGUGCAUUGAGUGGCAGCGUUAUCUCAGCGUCUGGAACGACGGACCCUUUGAGUACUUGGAGCCCAAGUUUGUGGAAACCACAACGGAUGAUUAUUUGAAGGAGUUUCAAAAGAAUCAGAAGUUUUAUCGCAUUAAAAUCAAGCAGGACAUGGUUGAGAAUCCUGUCUGCAAAUUUAAGGGUCAAACUGAGGAUCCAGAUCCGGAGAAGCAUCCAGUGCCACUGCGUCUCUGCACUUCCAUGCUGCAGUCCAUCAAAGGCUUCACCACAGGCGUCUUUAUAGUCAACACCAUGUGCAAUCCGGCGCUGCGCAAGCGUCAUUGGAAGGAUAUGUCCGACAUAGCUGGCUUCGAUGUAACGCCAGAUGCGGGCACCACUCUGCGCAAGAUAUUAAACGCCGGCCUCGAUCCCAUACUGGAUCAAUUUGAAAUUAUAAGCAUAAGCGCCAACAAGGAGCUGCAGCUGUGGAACAAUUUGCAGGCGAUGAUCAAGGAGUGGGAGAAUCGCGUGUUUCCCACGGGCCCCUACAAGGAGUCGGGUGUGACCAUACUAUCCAGCCUGGAUGAAAUACAGGCGCUGCUGGACGAUCACAUACUCAAGACGCUGACCAUGCGCGGCUCAGCGUUUAUGAAGCCCUGCGAGGAGGAGGUGCGCGCCUGGUAUGAGAAGAUAAUGCGCGUGAAUGAAACUUUGGAUCAGUGGGGCAAGGUGCAGGUGAACUUUUUGUACCUGCUGCCCAUAUUCUCCUCCAAGGACAUUGUUGCGCAGAUGCCAGAGGAGGGGCGGCUUUUUACCAUAGUGGAGCAGACAUAUACGCGCAACAUGGGUCUGGUGCUGCGCAAUCCGCUGGUUAUGGAAACAGCGCCUGCCGCAGGACUGCUGGAGUCGCUGCAAAAGGCCAAUGAGCUGCUGGAGGACAUAGCUACGGGUGUGAGCAACUACUUGGAGAAGAAGCGUCUAUUCUUUCCACGUUUCUUCUUUCUGGCCAACGAUGAAAUGCUAGAGAUUCUGUCCGAGACGAAGGAUCCGCUGCGUGUGCAACCGCAUUUGAGCAAAUGCUUUGAGGGCAUCAAUCGGCUGGAAUUUGAUCCCAGUAAAAAUGUGCUGGCUAUGAUCAGCAGCGAUAUGGAGCGCAUUAUGUUCAUCGAGGAAGUGUCCACAGCUGCUGCAGGCGGCAGCGUAGAAAAGUGGCUCAUACGCGUGGAGGACGAAAUGUUGAAGGCGGUGCGCAAUGAAAACGAGAAGAGCUUCAAUCACUAUCCCACGGUCAAGCGCAACGAAUGGGUGGUGGAGUGGCCACAGAUGACGGUGCUGGCCGUCUCCCAGGUCUUUUGGGCCCAACGCAUGCACAGCUGCCUGCGUCGCAGCUACGGCGGCAAUCAGACCGUGAUGAAUCACUUCUUCCAGGAGCUGUCACGCGAACUCAAUGACAUUGUCACCCUGGUGCGUUCGCCCAGCAUAAGCAAUCUCAACAGAAUCACAAUCAAGUCGCUCAUUGUCAUUGAUGUGCAUGCCAAGGAUGUGACGGAGGAGCUGAUACGCUUGCGCAUUAGCAGCGAAUAUGAUUUCCAGUGGCUUGCGCAGAUGCGCUACUACUGGGAGGAGGCCGAGAUGCUGGUGCGCAUCAUUAACGCCACCGUGCCCUUUGCCAAUGAGUACUUGGGCAACUCGGAUCGUCUGGUCAUCACGCCGCUUACAGAUCGCUGCUAUCGUACGCUAGUGGGCGCCUAUCAGCUGCAUUUGAAUGGCGCUCCGGAGGGACCUGCAGGCACGGGCAAGACUGAGACCACCAAGGAUCUGGCCAAGGCGCUGGCGGUGCAGUGCAAGGUGUUCAAUUGCUCGGAUGGCUUGGAUUACAAGGCCAUGGGCAAGUUCUUCAAGGGUCUGGCCUCCUGCGGCGCUUGGGCCUGCUUUGACGAGUUCAAUCGUAUCGAGUUGGAGGUGCUUUCGGUGGUGGCACAGCAGAUUCUGCUGAUUAUCCAAGCUGUGCGCGGCAACAUGACCAAGUUCAUGUUUGAGGGCACGGAGCUGACGCUGAAUCCAGCCUGCUAUGUGUGCAUCACUAUGAAUCCUGGCUAUGCAGGCCGCUCGGAGCUACCCGACAACCUGAAGGUGCUCUUCCGCUCAGUGGCCAUGAUGGUGCCGGACUAUGCCAUGAUUGGCGAGAUCUCGCUCUACUCCUAUGGCUUUGUGGAUGCGCGCAAGCUGGCGGUCAAGAUUGUGACCACCUAUCGCCUCUGCUCGGAGCAGCUGUCCAGCCAGAAUCACUACGAUUACGGCAUGCGUGCCGUCAAGACUGUGCUCUCCGCCUGCGGCAACAUUAAGAAGCAGUUUCCGGAUGAAGUGGAGGACAUAUUGCUGCUGCGCAGCUUGAUUGAUGUCAAUCUGCCCAAGUUUCUAUCCUUCGACUGAGCCUACGAUUAGGGCAUCAUCUCGGACAUUUUCCCGGGCAUUAAGCUGCCCCACAUUGAUUACUCGCUCAUGGAAAAGGAGUUCUUGCGCGUCUGCAAGGAGGACGUGCUCGAGCCGGCGCCCAGUUUUCUAACAAAAGUCAUACAGACCUUUGAGAUGAUCAUAGUACGGCAUGGCUUCAUGCUGGUGGGUGAGCCGCUGGCGGGCAAGUCCCGCACGCUGCAGGUGCUGGCCAAGAUCAUGUCGGCGCUGAAAGUAAAGGCGCCUGCCAAGAGUCCUUACUUCCAGCAUGUGCAGAUGGGCAUAAUGAAUCCCAAGAGCAUAACUAUGAAUCAGCUGUACGGCAGCUUUGAUCCCGUGUCCUAUGAGUGGACAGAUGGACUGGUGGCCAAGAUAUUUCGGGACUUUGCCAUGACGCCCACUCCGGAUAGAAAAUGGGUAAUCUUUGAUGGACCCGUGGAUGCAGUGUGGAUUGAGAACAUGAACACUGUACUAGAUGACAACAAGAAGCUGUGCUUGACCAGUGGCGAGGUCAUCACCAUGAGUAAUGAAAUGUCCAUGGUGUUCGAGGUCAUGGAUCUGGCGCAGGCCUCUCCGGCCACAGUCUCACGUUGUGGCAUGAUCUACAUGGAGCCGAGCACACUGGGCUGGCGUGCCUUUGCCAACACCUGGCUCAAGAAGGCCGAUCCGCGUUGGGCGGACAAGGAGAACACCAAGUACAUGCUGGACAUGCUGCAGUGGCUAUUGCCGCCCUGUCAAACCUUUGUGCGUCGCUACUGCAAUCAGUUCAUCAAGCCGGGCGAGUACAAUUGCCUGCUGACUACGUUUGACCUGAUAGACAUGCUGCUGGAUGAGGGUAUUGAGGAGAAUCCAGAGGAUUACGACAAGUAUAUGAUUGGCUACAUACAGGCAGCCAUGCUGUUUGCUUUGGUGUGGGGCGUGGCCGGUGUACUAGACACCGAUUCGCGUGUGAAGUUUGAUGGAUUUCUGCGCAAGCUGUACGAGGGCGAGGAGCAGCUGGCCAAGCUGGGCAAAAUGGAGGUGACGCCACCCAUGGAGGGUCUGCUCUGCGAUUAUGUCUACAUGUAUAAGCAGCGCGGCACUUGGCGCUACUGGCCGGAGAUAGCCAAGCGCAUGGAUGUGGAGGAGACCAAGACGGGCGUCAUAGUACCCACCGUGGACACCUCGCGAUAUAUACAUCUACUCAAGCUGCAUGUGCAGCACAAGAAGCGCAUGCUGCUCGUCGGACCCACGGGCACGGGCAAGACGGUGUAUAUACAGAACUAUCUGAUGAACAAGCUCAAUCCGGAUGUCUACGAAACGGGUUUUAUAACAUUUACAGUUAUGAUCUCGGCCAAUCAGUGCCAGGAUUUGCUUAUUUCCAAGCUAGUCAAGCUAAAGCGUGGUUUCUACGGCCCACCCAAGGGCAUGGAGAGCGUGCUCUUUGUGGAUGACAUGAGCAUGCCUGUCAAGGAAGUCUAUGGCGCUCAGCCGCCUCUGGAGCUGCUGCGUCAGUACUUUGACUAUGGCCAUGUGUACGAUCUCAAGGACAGCUCCAAGGUUUACAUCAACAAUGUGUUGAUUAUCACCGCCUGCGGUCUGCCCGGGGGAAGUCGCCAGGACGUCUAUGCGCGUUUCCUCAAUCACUUCAAUGUCUUCUCCAUUAACACGUUCAGCGAGGAGACCAUGUUUCGCAUUUUUCUCAAUGUGGCGCUCUGUGGCUUUCGGCGUGCUGGUCACGGCCAGGACGUGUUCAAUGUCACCAAUCAGAUCGUCAUGGCCACCCAGAGCAUCUACAAGAGCGUGCAGUCCGAGAUACGCGCCACGCCCGCCAAAUCCCAUUACAUCUUCAAUCUGCGGGAUAUCUCCAGAGUUGUCACGGGCUGCACGCUGGUGCGCAAGGAGUCUGUGAGCGACAAGAAGGUGUUUGUGCGUGUCUGGUACCAUGAGGCCAUGCGCGUGUUCUACGAUCGACUGGUGGACGACGAGGAUCGCCGGUGGAUGUUUGACAAGCUCAACGAGUGCCUCAAGUUCAACUUCCGCGACAAGGUGGAGAAUGUCAUGGAGAAAUACUGCGUAGAGUCUAACAAUGAAUUGAUCUUCAACAUGGAGUCCGCCAAUGAUAUAUUCUUUGGCAUGUACUUCGAUGAGGACAGCAUCCCGGAUGAGCGUCGCUAUGAGGAGGUGCCAAGCAUGGAGGUGUUUCUAAAUCUGUCGCUGGCCAGCCUAGACGACUACAACUCCACACGCCGCUCCAAAAUGGACAUUACCUUGUUCACCUUCGCCUUGCGUCAUCUGAAUCGCAUUUGCCGCAUCAUUUCCAUUCAAGGUGCCAGUGCGUUGCUCAUUGGCUUGGGCGGCAGCGGGCGGCAGUCGUUGACAAAGCUGGCCACGAACAUGGUGCAGACGGCCUUCUUCCAGCCGGAGAUAAGCAAGAAUUAUGGCGCCAAUGAGUGGCAUGAUGACAUCAAGGCCAUACUCAAGGAGGCCGGCGGCAACAACAAGCAUACAACGUUUCUUAUCACCGAGAAUCAAAUAAAAAUGGAGUUGUUUCUGCAGGACAUUGAUUGUCUGCUCAACCAGGGCGAGGUGCCUAACAUAUUUCCCAUUGAUGAGAAGCAGGAAGUGCUGGAAAUGGUGCGUCUGGCGGCCCAGGGUGGCAAUCGCAACAUAGAUGUCUCGCCACUGCAAGUGUUCUCCUUCUUUGUAAAUCGCUGCAAGUCCAAACUACACGUGGUGCUGAGUUUCUCGCCCAUUGGAGAUGCGUUGCGCACUCGUGUGCGCUUGUAUCCGUCGCUGGUGAACUGCUGCACCAUUGACUGGUACGACAGCUGGCCAGAGGAGGCGCUGACGAUGAUAGCCAAGAUGUCGCUGGUGGAUGUCAAUGUGCCCAGCGAGGAGAUCAAGGAGGCUAUUAUGGACACCUGUCAGUACUUCCAUACCACAGCUGCGAGCGUUGUGAAGAAGUUUUGUGCCAAUUCCGGCAGGCACAUUUAUCAGACGAAUGCCUCGUUUAUAGAGCUGAUUAGGUCCUUCCAAACUCUCAUAGCGCUGAAGCAGAAGGAGACUAUGCUGGCCAAGAUGCGCUACAUAGGCGGCUUGGAUACGCUGGCGUCAGCAGCGACUGCCAUUUCUAUUAUGCAACGUGAUUUGAAUGCGCUGCAGCCCAAACUGGUGGCGCUGGCGGAGGCCUCACGCAAAAUGAUGCUGGAGAUUAGCAAGGAAACGAUUGCGGCCAACAUUGCUGCCGAGCAGGUGAAGCGUGAUGAGGAGGUGGCGCAAGUGCAGGCGGAGGCUUCGCAGGCGUUAAAAGUGGACUGCGAGAAGGAUUUGGCCAAGGCCAUACCUGUGCUGGAGGAUGCGUUGGCCGCCUUGAAUACACUCAAGCCCGCAGAUAUUACGCUAGUGAAGUCCAUGAAGAAUCCGCCGCCGGUCAUCAAGCUGGUAAUGGCGGCCGUGUGUGUUAUGAAGGGUUUGCAGGCGGAGCGUAUACCGGAUCCUGCCACGGGCAAGAUGAUCAAUGACUUUUGGGGUCCCAGCAAGCGUCUGCUGGGCGACAUGAACUUUCUGCCCGGACUCAAGGAAUUCGACAAGGACAACAUACCCGUUGAGGUGAUGAAGCGCAUACGCAAGGAGUUUAUACCCAACAAGGAUUUUGACCCCAAGGUGGUUGCCAAGGCGUCGAGCGCAGCGAAGGGUCUGUGCCAGUGGAUCAUUGCCAUGGACAUGUACGACGAUGUGGCUAAGGUGGUGGCGCCUAAGAAGGCCAAGCUGGCGGCGGCCGAAAAGGAAUACGCCGACACCAUGACAUUUCUGGCGGAGAAGCGUGCUAUGGCGGCGGCGCUGGAAGAAAAAGUGGCACAGCUCAACAUUGAGCUGGACAAGGCCAACCAGGAGAUGAAAAAGACUGAGGAUCAUGCCGAAAGCUGUCGAAAUAAACUCAUUGCGGCCGAGGCGCUCAUUUCGGGUCUGGGCGGUGAGAAGUCGCGCUGGAACAAAGCUGCUGAUGAUCUCCAAGAUCUGUAUGAUCAUCUACCUGGCGAUGUGCUCAUCUCAUGCGGUAUCAUUGCCUAUCUAUCCGCUGUGAAUCUGCAGGUGCGCGGCAGCUGCGUGCAGGAUUGGUUCAAGAAAUGCAAGGACCUGAAGAUACCCUGCUCGGAAACCUACUCCAUUACAGCUGUGUUGGGCCAGGAGGUUAUCAUACAAAACUGGCAGCUGGAUGGCUUGCCCAAUGAUGAGUUCUCCAGCGAGAAUGCCAUCAUCUCCGCCAACUCCAGCCGCUACAGUUUGUUUGUGGAUCCGCAGGGUCAAGCCAACAAUUGGUUGAAGAACAUGGAGCGCAAGAAUCGUUUAAACUGCGUCAAGUUCAAUCAAGGCAACUAUAUGAAGAUUAUAGCAGAUGCAUUGGAGUACGGCUCGCCGGUUAUCAUUGAGAAUGUGCAAGAGGAACUGGAGGUGCCGCUGGAUCCCAUUCUCAUGCGGCAAACGUUCAUACAAGGCGGCGUGAAGCACAUAAGUCUGGGCGAAAACAUUGUGCCAGUGUCACCCAAUUUCCGGCUCUACAUGACGUGUAAUCUGCGAAAUCCGCACUUUCUGCCCGAGACUUUUAACAAGGUGACUGUCAUCAACUUUGCUUUGACACAGAAUGCGCUCAUGGAUCAGUUGCUGAGCAUUGUGGUGGCCAAGGAGCGCCCGGACUUGCAGGAGUUGCGCAUUAUGCUCACCACGGAGGCGGCGGCCAACAAGGGCGCGCUGCUCAAUGCGGAGAACAUGAUUCUAAAGACGCUGACCUCCAGUGAAGGCGACAUAUUGGAGAAUGCAGGCGCCAUACAGAUUCUAGCAGACUCCAAGUCGUUGUCUAAGGACAUACAAGAGAAGCAGGAGGCGGCCAAGGAGACAGGCGCCAAGAUUGAGGCCUUCCGCUUGAACUACAAGCCCGUCGCCGUGCACAGCUCCAUCUUGUACUACUCUAUUACGGAUCUGCCCAACAUUGAUCCCAUGUACCAGUUCUCGCUUAACUGGUACAUCAAUCUCUACAUGUAUUCGAUAGAAACGGCCAACAAGUCCAAGGAUCUUCCGCGUCGCAUUAAAUUUCUUGUGGAUGGCUUCACUAAGAAUCUGUAUAGCAGCGUCUGUCGCUCAAUUUUUGAGAAGGACAAGCUGCUGUUUUCCUUUAUACUAUCAGCACGCAUCUUGUUGGGCACGGGUCAGGUUGAGAUGCGUCACUUUUCGCAUUUGGUUACCAAUGCCAAGGAGUCCACCAAGAUACCGCCAAAUCCGGACAACAGCUGGAUUACGGACACUGUGUGGCUGAAUGUGGUGCGGCUGGAGGAGCUCAAGGAGCUUUCUGGCAUUGUAAGUUCGUUCCGCAAUAAUCUGGGUGCCUGGAAAGCCAUCUACGAUCAUAUAUCACCGGAGCAGCAGCCAUUGCCGCCGCCCUGGCAGGACAAGACCACAGGCUUUGAGAAGAUGAUUGUGCUAAAGGCUCUACGGCCCGAUUCUGUAUUCUACGCAGUGCGUAAUUAUAUAGCCAAUUUUAUAGGCGAGCAGUAUGUCAGUCCGCCGGAGUUUGAUAUAUCCAAAUCCUAUGCGGACUCGACUGCACUAACGCCACUGGUGUUUAUACUCUCGCCUGGUGCCGAUCCAUUGGGCUCGCUGCUGGCCUUUGCCGAGAAAAUGGGCCAGGAGGAGACUUUCCAGAGCAUCUCACUGGGCCAGGGACAGGGACCAAUAGCCACAGCCCUUAUCAAAAGCGCCCAGGAGAUGGGCUACUGGGUGUGCCUACAGAACUGUCAUUUGGCCGCCAGCUGGAUGAGCACGCUGGAAUAUCUCUGGGAAAACAUGGACACCUUCAAUACACAAGCGAACUUUCGGAUUUGGUUAACGGCGUAUCCGACGCCACAGUUUCCGGUUACAAUACUACAAAAUGGCGUCAAGAUGACCAACGAGCCGCCCACAGGGCUGCGCGAAAAUCUCAUGCGCUCCUACAACUCAGAGCCCAUCAAUGAGUAUGAAUUCUAUACGGGCUGCGCCAAGCAGGAUCGCGCGUUUACGCGUCUGCUUUACGGCAUUUGUUUCUUCCAUGCCGUCGUGCAGGAGCGUCGCAAAUAUGGGCCUCUGGGAUGGAAUAUAGCUUACGGCUUCAAUGAGUCCGAUCUACAAAUAUCUGUGCUGCAGUUGAGCAUGCUGCUUAACCAAUAUGAACAUGUGCCCUACGAUGCCAUCUCGUAUUUGACCAGCGAAUGCAACUACGGCGGACGUGUGACAGAUAACUGGGACAGGCGCGCCAUAGUAACCAUACUCGCCGACUUUUGCAAUCCUCAAGUGGUGUCCGACAGCAAGUAUCGCUUUGCCGCUGAUGAAUGCUAUAUACUGCCACGCAAGACGGAGCAUCGCGAGAUCCUGCGCUAUCUGGAGGAGAAUAUACCAUCGCUGGCACCACCCGAGGUCUAUGGACUGCAUGCCAACUCGGGCAUAACGCGUGACUUGCAGACAACUAAAACACUUCUGGACUCCAUGAUCUUGCUGCUGGGCAGCGAAGCGGCGGGCACAGCUGGCGGCGGCGUUAGUCCGGAGCAAAUGAUAAUAGACACUAUAGCGCAGAUACAACGUGAAAUGCCCGUUGAUAUGGACAUUGAGGGUGCGGCGGAAAAGUAUCCCGUGAACUAUAACGAGUCUAUGAACACAGUGGUGGUGCAGGAAAUGGAACGUUUUCUCAAGCUGCAGAAGGAAAUACGCGCCUCAUGCGCCAGCUUAGCUAUGGCUAUCAAAGGCAUCAUUGUCAUGACGCCGGAUUUGGAAAAUGUGAUGACGGCUAUGAAGUUUAAUCGCAUACCGAUUAAAUGGAUGUCUAAGUCGUAUCCAUCGCUUAAACCGCUGGGCAGCUAUACGCAGGAUUUGUAUCGACGUCUCAAUUGGUUGCAUGAAUGGCAUCGGGUCGGGAAGCCGCCAACCUUCUGGCUCUCCGGCUUCUUCUUCACGCAGGCUUUUCUUACGGGCGCCAUGCAGAACUAUGCACGCAAGUAUAAGAUACCCAUAGACACGCUCAGCUUUGAUUAUCAGGUGCUCAAGGUGGAGAGCAAAUCGGCGCCGCCAGACGACGGCGUCUAUUGCAACGGCCUGUUUUUGGAGGGCGCUCGGUGGCAUUGGGAGCAAUGCAUGCUGGUCGAACAGCUGCCCAAAGUGCUCCUCUAUUCCAUGCCAGCCAUAUAUUUCUAUCCCAUAUUGCUAAUCAGCAUGAACGAAGGCUCCCGCUACAAAUGCCCGCUGUACAAGACUGCCGAGCGCAAGGGCACACUCUCCACCACAGGGCACUCGACCAACUAUGUGGUGCCGCUGCUGCUGAACACACAGGCCAAGCCCUCGCACUGGGUAAAGCGCAGCGUGGCCCUUAUCUGCCAAACCAACGAUUAAGACAAAAGACUUUUUAUUCUGUGUUUAUGUGUGUUUAUUUAACAUGGUUCAAAAUUUGAAUAUAUUUAGGCGCUUACUUGUAUAUUCACAGCUUUUGAAACGCCUGCUCUAAAAAACAAAUACUAGCCCACAGGGCUUGCCACGCAAGGCAACGAAGUAUUCAAUCAAAUAAAAUAUAGUAUUAACUAAAGUAAUCAA